AGUAGGAUCAUGAAAAUAUUUCAGCUUCUUACUUCUGUUCAUAAAACAUUUCUCUUUCCUUAAUCCUCUGAUACAACCUGUAAAUCUUUCUUGUCUAAUCUUCUUCCAAGAUUCCAGGUUGUUUUUGUUCCUCUCACAUGGUAAUUGGUGAAGAAGGGGAACAGAAACGGCUAUUCUAAUGGAGGAAAAAGAUGAUUCAGUUCAAGAAAAGAGAUUUGGAAUAGAGAUGCAGGUGAUUAAUGGAGUUAUGGGUAAGAAAAAGAUGGUGAAAAAAAGCUGGGAUGAAUCAAAGAAGAUGUGGGAAAUAGCAGCACCAGCUCUGUUGACAGCAGUAGCUCAAUUCUCUAUUGGAUUCGUCACUUCUGCAUUUGUUGGCCAUUUGGGAGAAGUAGAGCUGGCUGCUGUUUCCAUUGUUCAGAAUGUAAUUGAAGGCUUUGUUUAUGGUGUGAUGCUAGGGAUGGGAAGUGCCCUCGAGACACUGUGUGGACAAGCUGUCGGCGCUGGACAACUCAACAUGCUUGGAAUCUAUAUGCAAAGAUCAUGGAUCAUUACUGGGAUCACAGCAUUGUUUUUAGCACCUUUUUACGUUUUUGCUUCGCCAAUACUUCAACUACUUCAUCAAGACAAAGGCAUUUCAAAGCUUGCUGGGAGAUACUCGAUAUGGGUAAUUCCUCAAUUGUUUGCAUAUGCCUUAAAUUUCCCAAUACAGAAGUUUCUCCAAGCUCAGAGCAGAGUAUGGAUUAUGACGAUCAUUUCCAUAGCAGCGCUUGCAAUUCAUGUGUUGUUGAAUUGGGUGCUUGUCACGAAGCUGGAUCACGGGCUAGUUGGUGCUGCCGUCGCAGGGAACAUUUCAUGGUGGCUUGUGGUUUUGGGUCAGAUUAUUUAUGUAGUCUGUGGUUGUUUCCCUGAAGCCUGGACUGGUUUUUCUUGGUCAGCUUUAAAAUCAAUAUCCAGUUUUCUGAAACUCUCACUUGCGUCGGCUGUGAUGUUAUGCUUGGAGCUAUGGUAUUUUACAGCAGUAAUCCUCAUGGUGGGAUGGUUACACAAUCCAGAAAUUGCAGUAGAUGCUGUUUCCAUCUGCAUGAACCUGCAGCUGUGGACUCUGAUGAUUGCUCUUGGUUUCAAUGCAGCAAUAAGCGUGCGAGUGUCAAAUGAGCUAGGAGCUGGGAAUCCUAAAGCAGCAAAAUUCUCAGUGGUGGUGACUCUUUUAACUUCAACAAUCAGUGGAGUUGUAUUCACAGCUUUGGUUCUGGUAACCAAGAAUGAUUUCCCAAAGGUGUUCACUGGUAAAGCAGCAGUGAUAAAGGAGGCAUCAAAGCUUGGUUACUUUUUGGCAGCAACAAUCUUCCUCAACAGCAUCCAACCUGUGCUCCAUGGGGUUGCAGUGGGUGCAGGGUGGCAGUUCUUAGUUGCAUUCAUCAAUGUUGGGUGUUAUUACAUCAUAGGACUUCCCAUAGGUGCUGUUCUUGGCUACAAAUUUGAUCUAGGUGUUAAGGGCAUAUGGUCAGGAAUGUUGGCUGGUUGUCUGCUUCAAAUAAUCAUUCUGAUUUUUGUCUUUCUGCGUGCUAACUGGAAGAAAGAAGCUUUGAAAGCAGAAGAGCGCAUCAGAACUUGGGGUGGCUCUGUGGAACCUCGGCAAAGUUCAUUUGAAGAAAACAUGAACUAGUGAUGAAUUCAUGGUGGGAAGAAACUUGAUCAAAUCAAUAUCAAGUUGCAGUUUAUACAGAUUGAUUUUCUACUUGGGUAUACAACAAAAGGGGGUCAUCAAAGCUGCCUCUUUUUUUAUACAUUUUUUUUUCCUUCAGUCCUGUUUUGCAUUUUCUAGCAGCUGAACCUAAAUAUGAAUAUGGUGAUGUUUGCAAUAUAGCUGAGAUUCUCAAGUUUCAUAUUCAGCCGUCUGUGUUAUAACAAGGAUAAAUUACUAUCAAAUCCUUGAAUUUUAUUCAAAUUAACUAUUAAGUCCU
Messenger RNA from Manihot esculenta (cassava), 1964 nucleotides. RefSeq names its product protein DETOXIFICATION 33. Lineage: Eukaryota; Viridiplantae; Streptophyta; Magnoliopsida; Malpighiales; Euphorbiaceae. The record is from RefSeq and is a predicted model, not a curated record. Gene Ontology annotation, molecular function: antiporter activity; xenobiotic transmembrane transporter activity. The coding region runs from base 179 to 1666 and encodes 495 amino acids. Gene Ontology annotation, cellular component: membrane. The transcript has 7 exons. Gene Ontology annotation, biological process: xenobiotic detoxification by transmembrane export across the plasma membrane.